AUGGCUUCCCCGCUGAAGCGAGAGCGGGAUGUGCAGGGGAAAGUAGAUUCGUUUCGGGUCCGGAUUGCCCAGGAGGCCGAGAAUUUGGUGUCCACCUUUUUCCCUCAGAAGCUGUCUGAGCUGGAUAGCUGGGUCCAGGAGCUCCGCCUGCAAGACCUGUCCAGAAUCCGAUCGGUGCCAGCCCCCGAUUCCCCCGCCUCCCCAGACACUGCAGGGGAUGGGCCCAACCGGGAUCUGCCGCCUCUGCAGACCCAGUCCUCGGUCAAGCUCCCAGCACUGCCGGGCGGUGAGGGACGGUUUCUGCGGAGCAACCAGAAUCUGGUGGAGCUGAUUGAGCGGGUAAAACCUGAGAUCGAGCUGCUGAGGGAGAAGUGCAACACUGUGCGGAUAUGGGUGCAGCUGCUCAUCCCGAAGGUGGAGGAUGGCAACAACUUCGGAGUGUCUAUCCAGGAAGACACCGUGGACCAGCUGUGGACCGUGGAGAGCACAGCCGCCUCCUAUCUACGCCGCUUCUCCACCUACUACAACACCCGGGCCAAGUUGGUAUCCAAGAUAGUGAAGUACCCCCAAGUGGAAGACUAUCGCCGCACUGUAGCCGAGGUCGACGAAAACGAGUACCUGAGUGUGCGCCAGAUCCUGCUGCAUUUACGGAACCAGUAUGCCACUUUGCAUGACGUAAUCCUCAAAAACAUCGAGAAGAUCAAGACCCCUCGGAGCACCAACUCCAACAACCUAUACUGA
Cynocephalus volans (Philippine flying lemur) is the source of this 741-nucleotide messenger RNA. RefSeq names its product proteasome activator complex subunit 3-like. Gene Ontology annotation, molecular function: endopeptidase activator activity. The coding region runs from base 1 to 741 and encodes 246 amino acids. The record is from RefSeq and is a predicted model, not a curated record. The transcript has a single exon. Lineage: Eukaryota; Metazoa; Chordata; Mammalia; Dermoptera; Cynocephalidae. Gene Ontology annotation, cellular component: proteasome activator complex; nucleoplasm; cytoplasm. Gene Ontology annotation, biological process: regulation of proteasomal protein catabolic process; regulation of G1/S transition of mitotic cell cycle; positive regulation of endopeptidase activity.